Messenger RNA from Hermetia illucens (black soldier fly), 1528 nucleotides. RefSeq names its product inhibitor of growth protein 3 (gene Ing3). The transcript is spliced from 7 exons. Lineage: Eukaryota; Metazoa; Arthropoda; Insecta; Diptera; Stratiomyidae. Gene Ontology annotation, biological process: regulation of DNA-templated transcription. The coding region runs from base 116 to 1411 and encodes 431 amino acids. Gene Ontology annotation, cellular component: NuA4 histone acetyltransferase complex. The record is from RefSeq and is a predicted model, not a curated record.
AUUGCUUGUCAUCGAGCGCGUGUUGCUGGAGAGAGUGGUGGUUUAAUAUUUAAGGAUUUCUAGCGCUCGCCUUUGUUCCGAAUCCCGAAGGAUAUUUAAAAAGGCAGCCGACACAAUGCUUUACCUGGAGGAUUAUUUGGAAAUGAUCGAGCACCUGCCGCAGGAGCUACGAGAUCGGUUCACGGAGAUGCGAGAAAUGGACUUGUCCGUCCAAAAUAACAUGGACACGCUUGAGAAACGUUCCCGCGCUUUUUUCUCGCAGUGCAAGAAAGGUGAACUGCAAGGUACCGAAGCGGAUGCCGAGUUCCAGACACUGCGGAAGGAUUAUUACAAGGUCCUGGAGGAUGCCGAUGAGAAGGUGAAUUUGGCCACACAAAUGCAUGAAUUGGUGGAAAGGUACUUGCGCAAACUGGACAGCGAACUGUUCAACUUCAAGUGCGAAUUGGAAGCAGAUAACAAUGGUAUUACGGAGAUAUUGGAGAAGAGGUCCUUGGAACUGGACGGCAACAGCACUAUGUCGAAUCUGAGCAAUCAAAAGGAGAAUCGUUACUUCGGCGCAAUACCCAGCAACAAUCACCACUCGCACAAGGAAUCCAGCAGAACCUAUCGUCACAAGCCGGAAAAACGUCGAGACAGUACAAGUGGGGGUGGUAGUGCAUCAGAGAAACGAUCAGCAAUUGGUAAUAAUAGUUUAGUUCCUCCAACACCUCAGCCCACUGUACGUCCCACAACACCAAAUCUCGGUCAUCAUUCGGUGCUCCCCAGUACACCUACUACCCCUGUUUCAUAUAACUUACAACACAUGGGAGCCGGCAAUGCUAUUGCAGCGGCAGCUAGCCAGGCUAUUGCUGCGACACAACAGAUGCCACAAGGCAGGCGGACCGCAAGUUUGAAAGCGUCUUACGAAGCAAUACACGGUAUGUCGGGUAGUGGUCCACACGAGCUUUUAAUAGGACGAGAAUUGGCUGGUGCCGCGCACAAUGCUAUCCAAGCAGUUGAACGCGAAGGGAGUUCACUACACAAUCAACGCAAACACAAAAAGAAAAUAUCCAGCAGUUUAUCACAUGGAAGCUCUUCGUCGACAUCAAUGCCGUCGACCUCAUCAUCGUCAUCAUCGCACAGUUCGCAAGUUAAUUCCACAACUAUAGAUCCAGUUGGUCCUGUGAUUAACGAGAAUGGAAUGGCAGUUGAACAAACACCGGAUGGAGAGUGGACUUAUGAUCCAAACGAGCCCCGCUACUGUAUUUGCAACCAAGUGUCCUAUGGAGAUAUGGUUGCUUGUGAUAACGAAGCAUGUCCAUUCGAAUGGUUCCAUUAUCCAUGUGUUGGCAUUACGCAAUCGCCAAAGGGCAAGUGGUACUGUCCAAAAUGCACGGCGUCGAUGAGAAGGCGUGGCAAUAGGAAGAAUUGAGUGACGUUGUCUUCAAGGAUCAUUACAGUUAGAUAAAAUCUAUGUUAUCCCAUACAGUAAAGUAUUUAUGUUGUAAUUUAAAAGUAUUUAGAAGUAAAUGAAUAGAUCUAGAAAAAU